AUGCGGUCUGCUCCUGCAUGCGAGGGCGACAUUUCACCCACCGUCUUGGCAAGAUUCCAGAAGCAUGCUCAGACUCAAGCAUUUCGAGCUCCUCUUCCAAAGCUUGAUCUCCCGGCUCUCGACCCAGACCUGCGAAGAGGAACCACUUUCCGAGCCUGUUCUGAGAAGGCCAUCCAAGACAUCAGCUAUAAAUACGACGGCGGGACACGUGGCUCAGUGCAAAAGCUCGAUGCGAACGAUAACAUCUUCAUGACGGCAGCAGAGAGCAUGAGGCUCAAACGAGCCGAUGUUUCGAUGGCGAAAGUUUCUCAGGAACCCAGCAAUAGAUUAGCUGUGAAGUGCGACGUCCAUUAUCCGUUGGUUCCCUCGGCGCCUUCUCGUACUGAGCAUUUUGAAGACACAACGGCGGCACUUUCGAAUUACUGCCUUAAUAACAUGCUCUUGUGUGGAAAUGUCGAAUACAGCAACGUCAUUCUCUGGAUUCUGCACACCUCCGUGACAUCGCCUUGCAAGAUUCAGCAGAGCUUCACUGUUCUUCCCAACUACCUUAAGCCGGACCGCAAUGCCCUUGGCACUACUUGCCAGUGGGCAAUCAUCGUCUUCAGGAAUGAUCCUGGCUCAAGUAGACUGCCUGCUGCGGUCAGACAACAAGAAACGAUUCUGCAAGCCGCGCUUUCCAACGUGUUGAACAUGGGCUACCGUGUGGAUGUAUGGACAAAGUCUGAUAAUUAUUGCUGGAGAGACCAAAAGCUUCAAGCGCUGAGCUCUGAUGACUGCAGGGGACCUGACCAGUCACUUCGUGAGAAAUUCCAGGCUAUGGUUGGCCAUGGCAUUCCUGGGUUCUCUUUCCACGAAAUCCAGACUAUUGACGACCUGCUGCGUAUUCGGGGUCCGGCGUCAGAUUCUGAAGACUCCGAAACUGUAUAUUCUGAGAUUGCCUUGCAAACCAAACUUGAGACUGAGGAUGAACUCGAGUGCGGAUCGAACUCCUGGUCUGAAUUCGACGGCUUUCUCGAACACAUGGAAGAGAGCAUUUUGCCAGCUGGCUCGGACGCUAAGUUCGAGCAUGAUGAUGACUCCAACUUCAGCGGGGUCUCAGAGGACUUGGACAUGGUGAUGAGGUUGGGAGGGAGGGCAUCCGCGUAA
Molecule: messenger RNA, 1146 nt
Organism: Diaporthe amygdali
Lineage: Eukaryota; Fungi; Ascomycota; Sordariomycetes; Diaporthales; Diaporthaceae
Exons: 2
Coding region: 1-1146 (381 amino acids)
Source: RefSeq, a predicted model, not a curated record